UCCUGAUCCAAAUUUCCAAUAUUUUUCUGCGACUUGUCAAUGAAUUUUAUUUAUUUAUUUUCUUUGCGUGUUGAAGUCAAAAAAUGCGCAAUAUUACUUUUAGAUGAUUUUUUUUAUUAGGGUUCCUGGGAUUAUUUUAUUUCAUUGACCGUUUACUUCAAUUGGCUUUAUUUAUUUUUAUUUUUAUUUUUUAGUAUUGUUUUUGACUUUGGGAUUUUAAGGUUUUAAUGGAGGAAUUGUGUCUUUGUCUACAUAUCCAAUUUGUGCAAUUCAGAAUUGAAGAUGAGCAUGGCCAUGGCGAUCCGAUGGUCUCCCCUUCCUUACAGAACACACAACCGCCUCCAAAAUUCUUCUCUCCUAACCCCACCAAGUAUAUUAUUAUAAGAGAAACAAAAAAUAUUUAGUGUUGCAUGUUUCUGUUGACUCUUGAGGGAGAGAGAAACAGAAAAAAAACAGGUUUCUUUUUUCUUUUCUUUUCUUUUUUUUUUGGGUGGGGGGUUCAGACUUCAAAGUUUUCAUUCAAACAUGGCUUCAGGAUCUCUGUGUUCCACCGAGGCUCUGCUUCUGGAUCUUAAGUACCUUGACUCUCAUGAGUGGGUGAAAGUUGAGGGGAAUUCUGCUACUGUUGGUAUAACCGACCAUGCUCAGGAUCAUUUAGGUGAUGUUGUGUACAUUGAAUUACCAGAAGUGGGAGCUCCAGUAUCACAGGGCGACAGCUUUGGUGUCGUUGAAAGUGUCAAGGCUACUAAUGAUAUUAAUUCUCCCAUUUCAGGGAAAGUGGUUGAAGUAAACGAAGAGCUCAAUGACUCCCCUGGUCUGCCCAUAUGACAAAGGAUGGAUAAUUAAGGUUGAGGUGAGCGAUAGUGGUGAAUUGAAGAGCUUGAUGGAUGCAGAUAAGUACACCAAGUUCUGUGAAGAAGAUAAUAUUCACUGAGUGACUAUGGCCACGAAGAACUUUGAGCAAUUUUCAUGUAGGGGUUGUUCAUGGAUAAUCACGAUAAAUUACACAAUCCUUGAAGUGUGUGGUGCACAUAUCUUUCUUUCUAUUUUUAUCCAAACGUGUGCUUUCACGGUUCUUCUUUUGUUACCUAAGAGCUAUAAAUUUAGUGGAUUUCUUAAGCAAAUAAUCAUUCUGGGUUUUUAGUUUCAUCUAUUGGUGCUGU
Quercus lobata is the source of this 1163-nucleotide messenger RNA. RefSeq names its product glycine cleavage system H protein 2, mitochondrial-like. The transcript is spliced from 3 exons. Gene Ontology annotation, biological process: glycine decarboxylation via glycine cleavage system; protein lipoylation. The record is from RefSeq and is a predicted model, not a curated record. Gene Ontology annotation, cellular component: cytoplasm; mitochondrion; glycine cleavage complex. The coding region runs from base 526 to 828 and encodes 100 amino acids. Lineage: Eukaryota; Viridiplantae; Streptophyta; Magnoliopsida; Fagales; Fagaceae.